Molecule: messenger RNA, 10059 nt
Organism: Monosiga brevicollis MX1
Lineage: Eukaryota; Choanoflagellata; Craspedida; Salpingoecidae
Exons: 41
Coding region: 1-10059 (3352 amino acids)
Molecular function (GO): protein binding
Source: RefSeq, a predicted model, not a curated record
AUGAAGAAGUCUCGCUUGACACCGCCAGCCACGCCCUCGCGCGAAGCUCUCAAGCGGCUGGAGGAUGAGCUAGCCAAGGAACUGGAGCAGCUCAAGCAACAUGCUGAUGACUACCAAGAUGCGCAACGAAGCUGCCAUCCUGAGAUCCCUUCCUCCAGCCAUGCGCAUCGUAUGGAGCGAGAGGCCCUGCUCAAGCAGUUACGAUAUGUGGACCAGGUUCGUGAAACGCAACAGCAAGAUGCCCUCUUGGGUCACAUUCGUGAGGCUGCCCGACAACCGGCCUUGUCCAACGACAACGUCUUGAGCUUUGCAAACCAGGAACUGCUGCGACGCUGGACUGAGCAUGCUCCCAGCCUGCCCUCGCGCGUGCUGGCAACGGCCAGCCAGGAAGUAGCAAUGGCCGAGGGCCGCGCUGUCGAGCUGACGCGCAAAACAGCGGACAAAAGCCUGCUGCUGGAGGAUCUCAUUCCCGUGCUCACAGAAUACCAGCGCGAGUGUGAAGCACGGCGUCAUCUUGAUCGCUUCCUUGUACGCAUUCGUUGGCUGGCUCUCACCGAUCACGAUGUCAUCCGCGAUGCCAUGAUGGGUCGGACGCCGGUCACGCAACGCUACAUUCCGGGCAGCCUGGCCGAUCUCAUGGCUACCCGGGCUGGCUCCGCCAGUCGAGGUCGGCACAGUAGCCACGGGUUGAGCUUGACGGCAGCCAAUGGCGAUGACAACCCUCUUCUUCGGUCCACGAUGCCCUUGAACCAACCAAAUUAUGCCAACCACCAGUUGCGCCUUCGGUUCCUCGGGGACUUCUUUGCUCUCCAGUUCCGUCUCAGUGAAGCCCCCGCAGAUCAACUGCAGGCCUUCUAUCAGGCUCAACACCUCUUUCAGCGUCGCUUCACCGAACAAUGCAAUGAGGCUGCCCAUGAUCGGAUCUUGAUUGAUGCAGACAUUGGUUUCCACCGUGGCCCUCAACCUCAAGAAGAGCAUGCCCAGGAGAAGCGCACCGCACACCUGCUUUCGGUUGGCGAGGCCCUGGACGAAUUGCUCAAGAUGGAACUUGAGUUUGCUCUGCGCAACGACUAUGACUACGCGACUCUUCGCCUCCGUCAACGCGGCCAUGUUACUCGCAGCAGUGGCGGUUCAAAGUCUUUACAAGUCAGCAGUUUUGCUGACGGCGACGUUUUCACAGGUGGCUUGUGGCAGGACCUCUACUCGGCAGAACGUGGCGUUAACACGGCACCGACUCGCGUCCUGGCCCCGGUAACCGAAACGGAAGAGGAGGAAGAGGAUGCAAGUGGUAGCGGUUCCUCCAAGGACAAGACCAACCGCAAAGAUACACUGGCAGCCUAUCUUCUCCUACGCCAUGUUGCUGUGCGCGAGUGUCGCUCUCAGGUUGCAGCAUACCUAAAUUACUUUCAUUCAGUCCAGCGCACGCUGCAUCAUGAGCAUGCUCAGCUUCAGGCCACUCGCUCGGCCGAAUCGCGUCUAGAUCUUCUUAGUGGCGGCCAGGAAAUUGCACGGACGACGGGCGCUGACCCGUCCAAGCCCACGGGCACUGAUAACGAGACAGCACCCGGCUCUGAUAGCGAACUUAACAGCACGCCAGACACGGAUUCAGCCCCCGGGCCAGAAGCCAAGCCCAAGUUUGUGCGUGACCGCUAUAAAUGGCAUGGGAACUGCGUAGCGGUUCUUGACAGCAUGGGUGAUCCGCGGCAUUAUGCCGGUGCCCAAGCUGAGAUGGCCCGUCUCGAGCAUGAGCUCAUGUCGCUUGGCACGCAUUACUUGCAACGCUUAGCCAAAACAACAUACGCGUCUCAAGGCCAGCGCAAGCGUCAGCAGGCCGCCACGCGCCGAGCCAGCCGGCCACGGUCUGCAUCGGCCUCGUCAGUUUCUGCCGCAGCCGCUGAGGAGGAGCGCCGGGCUAGUGCAGCCGUAGACCUACAACUCUUUGGCAAUGGCACGGCGGAUCGAGCCGAGGUACUCUUUGACCUAUGGCUAUGGGAACUCAACUUUGUGCAAGAAAAACAACGCUUGUUGGCAGUUCUGCAUGCUGGCCUUGACUUGACCCGUGACGCGCGUCAACGGGCCUCUUUGGUGCAACAAAUGAUCAACGUGCUCCACGAACGACCAAAAUAUGAUCUAGAAGCCGACUACUUUGUAACAUCGUUCCACUUGAGCUGUGUAUCCUAUCGCCUGCGCCGGGAGCUGUAUCUUGGUGCCGUCACGGGCCUGCUGCAGCGUGACUCUGAUGCUAGCAUGGCAUGGUCCGCAGCGGGCCACAGCGUGCAAAUGUACAGCAUCGAUCAGCGCUUGGCUCUACCCAUGCCUGUGGUCGAUCUCUUUACCGUGCAUGCCUCUGUGGGCAACGUGGCUCACUUAGCCCCAGCCAUUGCCUUUGCUUUGCAAGAGGCGUCACGCACUCUACACCCCGUCUCCCAGAACCAGUUUUCGCGGCUCGAAGCAGCGCUCUUGUCUCAGGCCCUCACCGUCUGGGAACAAGAACAGGCGGCGCCCUACUUUGAGAAGGAGUGUAGCGUUGAUGUUGCAAGUCUAGCUCGUGCCCCAGUCGGCCGAGAUCCCAAAACGCUUGUUGAUCUUGUGAGGCGCGUAGCACGCAGUGAGCUGAGUCAGCUUGACAUGGAAGACCAGCUAGUCCGAGGGCAAGGGCUGGCUGCCGUGGCGCUGGAGACGUUGCGCUGCCGUUCCAUGCUGCUGACGCAACAGUAUGAAGGAAUUGUCCUCGCCAAGCUGCAUCGUCGUCUUGCGAGUCAGCUCAACGUCGGGGAGCACCACGCUUUUGUUCGACCCCUCACCUUUAUGGCUGCUGGCCACGCCAAGGCAGAAGAAGAAGACCCCUACGUGCCGAGCCACCAUGGACUGGCGUUAUUUGAGUUGGACGACGCGAUGGUCAACAACAUGGCGCUGGCUUCCGAGGAGCGCGUCUAUGAGCUGUUGACCAAAGCUGUGCAGCGGAGUAGCCGUGUUGGUACCACGGAUCAAAGUGGACACAGCUUCCAACCCCUUGCUGGACCGCUAGGGGAUUUGCAAGCCGCCAUGCAGGCCCAGAUCUCUCACACCGCCCUCCUAUCGACCGUGGUUGAUCACAUGGAGGCUUUUGGUGCCAUGGACGCGGCGCAAACUCAAGCUUGUCGUGACAAGAUUACGAGCAGCGUGGGAGAUACUGAAGCUGCACCGGCACAUGCCAUCGCCUCAGACAUGUGUGGAUUCGUCUCCAUCCAACUCAUCAAAACCCGUGCACGUGCUCAAAUGCACACUCAAUAUCUUCAAUUGCUGAGUACCCGCGACCCCUAUUUACUGCGCCGCGAGAUGGUCGCCAAGUUUAGUGAGCUGGUAGCCGACACGUGCGAAGACCUUGCUUUGCGCGUGCAAAUUGCCCGCUAUCUUCAGAGCCUACGGGGCCUGCUCAACGCAUUUCCCUCUACCCGAGACAACUAUUUCCUCGACGGAUCGCCAGAGCUGACAGCCCGCCGCCAAGCCACAACGGAAGCCUUGCUGCACGACAAAAGUGCGCCUUCAUCCAGCCUUCAGGCAAAGAUGUCGGCAGCCGAAGUCGACGAAGCGUUGGAGCGACAAAAGCGAACACCACUCAAGCUCUUGUCCGAGGAUGGCCAGCAAUUGUUGAAUCUAUGGUAUCUUCCUCAUCGUGCCGAAGUGGCGCACUUGUAUUCUAAUCUUCCAGUGACCCAACGCCGGCAUGCCUUGCAGCACUUGCUUGCGCUGUUGGCUCCCCUGCAUGAUAUUAUCAUGUUCUUGUGCGCGCACGCGCGGUUGGGAAGCUCGCAUGCGCGAUUGGGCACCUACGAUGUGGCUUUCCAGGGCGUUGGUGCGGACUGGGGUGGGGCAGAAGGCAUUGGCACAGAGUUGCGCAAGAUUAAGAGCGAAAUUGCUGGCCUCCGUGCACCCAACGAGCCUGCCUGCGUGACUGAAUUUCUGCGGCUCAAACGCAACAUGAUGUUUUUGGAGUGGGAUCUGACUGUGCGCUUUUACGUUCGCGAGACUUUUUUGGGUAUGCGAAAUCAACGCGCUUACGAUACUGUUACCAUCAACAUGGCGACUGGUCUCCCAGCACUCUCCAUGGCACGUCAGUGCGCCUCAGUUCUUCGCAAUCGGUUUCAUGGUCCGGCUCAGCUAUGCGCUUGGUUUGAGCUUGAGGCCAGGCAAGGCCCCUUCCUGCUGGGACAUCCUGCCUAUUCAGAAGUAGCAAAUCACAUGGAACUGUGCUUGGCCAAACUGUCAGAUAUGGAGCGCCACAAUGCCAAUGGCGAGGUGCUUGGAGUCAGCCUGCUGCUCGAGGACAUUAUCGAACAAGAGCUGCGAGAGAGUGACCACAAAGACAAGGCUGAAACCUACAAGGUGCUCCAGGACUUUCUCAUCAUGUCAAUCCGUCUUGAGCAGCUUCGCUUUGCAUGGGCACGCCUCACCCUCAAUCUAGACGUGAUGUCUCCCGAGACCCUGGCCCAAUUUUUGCCUCUUUACGACGCACAAGUCGUGGCCCCGGUGGUGACCAGCCUACGAGCGCUGGUUCUGGAACCGGCGCGUCCGAUGCUAGCGUUGGACAACUCACGGGCGAUCGACAUGGCCUAUACUAGACUGGGGCCUCAGGCCGAGCAGCUGCGGCUCGAAAAAAGGUCAAGAGCACAGCAGGUGGCAGAACUUGAGACCCAGAUUCGAUGUGCCCUUGUAUCCCGCUCGAUCAGCAAGGUGGCACGCGUACGCAAGCUAUUGCAGUUGAGCACGAGCGACACAGAGCAAAUUUUGCCCUACCAAGCCUGGGCCAAACUUCAGGUGCAGCGAGCUCCCGAGCGAAGUCGUCGUCAGCAUGAGCGGACCUUGCAAGUGCCGCAGCAUGUUGCACGCUUGGAGUUGAUCAACGAUUUUGCUGCGCGCUUGCUGCGCGAAGCACGCAUGGAUCAUGAUGACGGUACAGUCCAGCUACCGGCGCGCGUUUUGCGUGAUUCCCUGAAGCAGUUGGGCCAAGACAUGCAUUCUCGCGAGCGCGAGCGCUACAUGACAUUUAAUGAGUUGCACAAGGCCAUCGUAGCAGAGUUGAUUUCAGCCUUGGACCAAAGUGAGGCGGCUCGGCGUGAGGCUGUUCGCGCCAGCAAUCGCUCGGACUUGGAAAUUGCACAUGCGGUGGAGUGCGGCAUUGCUGAUCGUACUUACGACAUGGUCCACGAAAUCACGGCACUGCGUGCCACCGUUUCUCGGCUACGCGAUGAGCACCGCACGCAGGCUCGGGAUAUCAGGGAGAGUGUGAAGCGGGAUUACGACGACCUCGUCAACAAUCUGUUUUCCACGUCCUUUGCUCUGAAGAACCAAUUUGAAGAGUACCGCCUAAGUCUGCAUGAAGACGUGGUAGAGGGCUUGUCGGAAGUGCGCAGGACGGCGCUGCAGCGCAUGAAAUUAAUCUCUGUCGGCAAGCAUGAUGAAAAGUUUGAGGCUGGACUGAAAAAGGCCGACGACCUGCGUGAUGUGCAAAAUGCCAAUGCUAGUCUCACCGCCCUGGUACUCAAGAUGCGAACGAUGAAUGACUGGAAGCGGACGGGCUUGCGCUCGCACUACGGCAAGAAGGUUCACGAGGCCGCCAUGACAGCCAAUGCAAUGAAGCAGCAAUUGUGGGACACCCAGCUUAUCGCACAAGAGGCCAAGGCACAACGGCAACAUGAGGUGACAGCUUUGCGUGCGGAACUUUUGGCGGCCAAAAAAGGUCUUCAGAGUGCUCAAGCAGACUUGAAGCACGAGCGUGCGGCGCGCGAGGCGCUGGAGCAAUGGAAGGCCAGCAAGGUACAACUGAUCACAGCUGUGGAAAAACAAGCCAAGGUCUACAAUAAGCUGGACCUGGACGUGGAAAAGGUAGCGGACCAGCUGGAGGAGCAGAUGGACACCAUCGCUCAACUCCAUGCCGAGAUUGAUCGCCUGCAACGCGAAAGCCAGUUGCGCGAGUCCAAGCUUCGUCUUGAUAUCAAGGCCACCCAACAGCAAGCUGAGGAGGAUGACGCCAGCUUGGCUUCAGAACGGCGACCUUCGCGUCCCAUGUCGGCACCCCUUCGUCGCCGCUCCAGCCUACGCUCACCAUCGCCAUCAGGCAUGUCUACAACCUCGGAGCGCGCUCGCCCAACCCGUCCACAAACAACGCAAGCCGCGAUCUCGAGACCGCGGCCGCCCGUGUCACCCCGUAGUGGUACCAUUAGACGCAACACGAUUGUGGGACCGAUUCCCGAAGAUCGCGAGGGUUCAUGGGAGACUGUUGACUUGCGUUGGAACUUCCAACCAAUGCCACUCAACGAUGAACAUCCGAACCAGCACUUUUGCGACAAGUAUUACACUUUGACGGUUUUAACAUACAAAUUGAAUCUCUCUCUCUCUCUCUCUCUCUCUCUCUCUCUCUCUCGCUCUUUUGUUUUGCACACUGUAGCGCAGGCGGGAACGCCGCAAGGUGUUGGUGGUCACUCGAUCAAGUGGUUCAUGAUGACGGCCUUUCACGGUCUCGAGCUCGUGGCGGGCUUAUUGAGCGCCGUGGGGGCAGGAGCCGUAGUCUGGUGCUAUUACCGCUUCGACCGUCAACAUCCGGCACAAAUCAUCCUCACCGUGGCCGUGCUCGACUUUUUCUUGGCCCUCAAGUUUAUGAUCCGUGCCUGUGCCUUUCUCAGCGACUCCAAUGAGACGAACAGCCAUGCCGAAUCGCUGCAUAUAUUCCACGAUGGCUGUGCCCUGUCCAUUGCCUGGUCGGCCAUCUGUGAGACGGCCACCAUGGCCUGGAAUGCCAUCUGGUGCCUCAAUCUCAUGCUCCAGCUUGCCUCUCCAGCAGAGGAUACCCGUCGUCUCAUUCGAUCUUAUCACCUCUAUGCCUGGAGUAUGGUCGUAUUGAUGCUGGGUUUGCAGUUGGGCGCGACCGAUCGCACUGUAGAGAGGUCCGGGGACUAUCACUACUGUACCAUGACCCCUGGUGGUCUGAAGAACCACGUCCGCUUGAUCGAGUACAUCUUUGCCAUGCUUCAGGUCAUGAUUGCCCUCGUUUCGGCGGGCUAUGCGAUCUGGCGCCUGCGCCAGGGCGGCGAGGAGAGCCAUCGACUACUGUAUCAUCAUGUGGCCUAUGCCCUCGUCUUUGCCUUUUUGUGGGCCUUUGAGAAAAGCUUCAUUGUCAACAAUCGUCUCGGAAGCACCGGUCAUCAGAGCAUCGGUCUGCUCUGGCAAGCGCAGGGCUUCUUCGUGGCCCUCACACGACUGUCUGAACUGCGGGUAUUGAGCCGCCUCUUUAGCCGAAAGCAAAGCCAGUAUGAUUACAUUGAUUACACGGAAUCUUCAGUACAGGACUCACAAACAGGAAGCGGGAAUGGUGGGCAGCAAUGGGGCCCUUCUGCCACCGUGCGCUCCGAGGCGACGGACUUUUUGACUGGAACCUCCCACGAAAAGAAAAACAACAAGUUGUCUUUCACACAUGGUAGCGCUUCUCCCUCUCUCUCUCUCUCUCUCUCUCUCUCUCUCUCUCAAACCAAUUCAUUCUCUCUCUCUCUCUCUCUCUCUCUCUCUUUCUCAAACCGACCAAACCAAUUCAUUCUCUCUCUCUCUCUCUCUCUCUCUCGCUCUCUCUCUCUCUCGCUCUCUCUCUCUCUCGCUCUCUCUCACUCUGCAUUUGCAGAGGGACCGUCGAAAAGCUCGGAUGGCGACGUUGGAGGCUCAGGGCCAUUCCGGGACCCCUGCCAUUUUAAUCACCUCAACGGCGACACCAGCGACAUGGCCAAACCCAGCGACAGCGGCGGCAACUCGGCUUCUGAAGAAGAGGGCGAUUGGGUGACGCGCUGCAUCUGCACGUUUACACACAACGACGACUUUAUGGUCUGCUGUGAUAAAUGUGAAUGCUGGCAACACAUUGAUUGUCUCGAAUUCGACGCUGACCAUGUGCCAGACAAUUAUCUCUGCGACCAAUGUCGACCCCGCCCGCUGGAAGUCUUCAAAGCCAUAUCGGCACAGGCAGACAAGAGCCGAGAACUGGCACGCGCAGAGCGUCGGUCGGGCCGUGGCAAAAAGUUUGUCUUUUGUGAAGCCGCCGUCUUAGGUGACUUGCAAGAAGCCGACCUCGAAUACAAAUCCGACAACCAGAGCCACUGCACGGAUGAGGUCAAAGCGGUAAUCGAUGCGGCUGUGCCGCUGGAAAAACUACCAGACCUGCUCGCUUGGUGUCAAGAUGCCUCACUGCACCCAGCCCUCACAAGUCUGGAGAUUGCCAAGAAUCGACCGGCCAUCUUUGUAAACCAAGCGGUGGCCAAGGACAUGCCCUUGCUCGAAUUUUGUGGCAAUGUCGUCACCACUGACAGCUUGGAACUUGAGGCACCCGUGACAGAGGCUCCACAGCCGUUCAUCUGGUUUGCCAAAUCCAUGCCCGUAUGCAUCGAUGCUCGAGUACUGGGCAAUGAAUCGCGUUUUUUGCGGCGCUCCUGUCACCCUUCGGCGGCUGUCAAGCUGUGUCGCUCUGGCUCGCGUCACUGCUUUGUUGUCACGGCCUUGCGUGCGCUUGGCAAGGGUACUGAAAUAACCAUUGCCUUUGACGUCGACCCGGCCAAGUGCUCGUUUUUCCCGGUCUGUGCCUGUGGCCGCAGCGAUUGUCAAGUCAAUUUACGGUUGCGACAACACCAGCGACAGCGCUGGAAGGCAGAACGCAAGCAAAAGGAGAAGGAAAAGCAACAACACCAGUUACAGAUUCAGCAAGUCGUUCAAAAAGCGCCUGGCGAAGCGACGCCCGAAGCACGCAGGCCCUCCGGUUCAUCGUCAGCCGCCAAUUCUCCUUUGGUACAAAAUCCAAGCUCAAACAGCAAAAUGACCCGUGAAGAGCGCAAGAUGGCAGCCAUCAUGGCCCGAUUUGCACAAAUGGAGCAAGAGCAGCUCGGCGAGCCCGGCAGUGUCGAACUCAUGCGCUCGCCAGCACCGAUGAUGCCACUGACGCCCAAUGCAACACAAAAGCGCCGCUCCUCAGCGGACAGCCCGUCGGGCUCGAAAAAGUCCAAGCAGCCACAGCAGCAACAUGACUUGGCGGUCAGCGGGCAACACGCAUCUCAACAGCAGUCACAGCAUUCCAAGCGAACCCGAAACGCAGCCUCUCCCCGGCCCAGCUCCAACAAAUUGCGUCCGUCUAGCAUUGCAGACAUCUUGCAUGCGCCGCUGGAUAGUAGCCCGCUUAACCCGUAUAGCAGUUCCAAUCGCCGGCGCAGCGGGAACAUGACGGUACCACGCUACCGUCUUGGUCAAGCAUCACAAGCACCCAUCGCACAGCACAACCAGGCCGCUCAACUCGCCAUUGAUGAGAUGCUGUACUCUGGAAUCAAGGGCGUGCUGAACAAGUGGCAACACCCAUUACGCUACGUGGACCCCAAUCGUGGCCAAGUGGUGGUGGCCAAGUUUCCCGAGGCAGAGCCAGCUGGUGCACCAGGCACAGAAGACGCAAAGCAGACAUCAGCCAAGGGCACGGUGUCAGCCGCCUCUACCUCAAGCCCUCUACCCUGGCACAAGCAGCGGUUGCACGAGUGGUGCCAGAGCCAAGCCAAGCCGGCGACUGCCAAAGAGACGCCCGCGGACAGCAGCGCCGAGCAACCGACUCAACGUGAUGAAGCGCCCCCAGAAUCUAGCGGCGAAAGCGGAAUGCAACCGACGAGCUCGGCUAUAAGCACAGCCCCGAAAAUCAACGACACGAUCGCCAGAACGGCGGCUGAAGCAGCCACAGCAGAGGCAGGGGUUGAGGGCAAUACAGCCGUGCUGCCCGGCACUGCGAGCCCCGCUGUGCCAUCUUUGGCCACCUCUACGCCAACGGAUUCAAUGCCAGGUGUGGGCGAAAGUAGAGCGGUCAAAAAUGAGCCUGUUGCAGGACCCUCUGCUGUUGCCGACGUGCCUUCCCAAGGACCAGCUCGCACAGACUCCACGGAACAGGACACUGCCAAGGGCUCGGAGGAAGAGUCCCUCGCUUCACCGUCUCCAGCCCCAAAGAAGAAGAAAAUGUCUCUGGGCGAGUACCUCAAGCGGCGCCGAGAGAGUAGCGCUCCAAACAAGGAUGGCUAG